AUUGACUCAGGACUUAGAAAUUAACUAGAUCACAAAAAUAAAAUGCUAGAAAUGUUUUACACUAUCCGGAAAGCAUGGUAUAUGAUACUUGCAGUUAUUGGUGUGCCUGCCAAUUUGGUGGCCAUUGCCAUUCUCCCCCGUAGUAAGUGUGGACUCUCUACUUGCACCAUUCGAUAUCUGGUGGCCAUGGCAGUGGCAGAUCUAUUGAUUAUUAUAUUUGAUGUCAUGAUGAAGCGAAUCAAUUUUUACUAUUUCCCAGGAUCUUUGCUGAAUGUUACAUAUAUCUGUACUGUGUUUAGGGUUCUUACUCAUGUAUCCACAGACAUGUCAGUCUGGUUCACUGUCACUUUCACUUUUGAUAGAUUUGUGGCAAUUUGUUGCCACAAGCUUAAAAGUAAAUACUGCACUGAGAAAAGUGCAGCCAUGGUGCUUUCAUCAGUUGGCAUCCUGCUCUGCCUAAAGAAUGUUCCAAUCUACUUCUUGUUUGAACCAGGAGAAAUAAUCAACAAAGUACCAUGGUUCUGUAAGAUAAAACCAGGCUGUUACACUGAGCCUGGAUGGGUGGGAUACGACUGGUUUGACACGAUUUUAAACCCAUUGCUACCAUUUGUAUUAAUUCUGAUACUGAAUGCUCUGACAAUCAAACAUAUUUUACUUGCCAGUCGAGUCCGUAAAGGGCUAAGGGGUCAGAGCAUGGGAUCAAAUCGUGGUGACCCAGAGAUGGAGACAAGAAAGAGGUCUAUGAUUUUACUCUUCACUGUAUCCAGCAGCUUCAUAUUUUUAUGGUUGACGUAUGUUCUGCAUUUUUUAUAUUAUAACAUCACAGGAAUGAAUCCAAGGUAUUACAGCAGUAAUGUUUAUAUUUUUAAAGAGGUUGGAUUUAUGUUACGGAUUUUAAGUUGUUGCACAAACACAUUUAUUUAUGGAGUGACUCAGUCCAAGUUUAGGGAGCAGCUUGUGAAAACAGUGGAAAAUCCAUUUAAACCAAUUAUUCAACACAUUAAGGAUAAAAACAAAUGAACAUACUCCAGAUCCAUGUCUGCACUCAUCCAGUGGUUGGAUAUAAUAUUUAGACUAUACUUAAAUCAAAUGAACAGUGUGAUAUGUGGAAAAGCUGGAUAAACGAUGUGGCACCACUGUAAAUGUGAUGCAACGCUAUGUUAAAAUCAGAGUUCUGACAAUUAGGUUGAGAGGUGCCAUUCAUUUGUAUUCCACCAAAACUACUCUGUGCAGGUUCAGUUCAACUGUUUAAGACAAAAUUCAUGUUUUACUGCAAAGAAAUAAGCUUAUCAUGAGACAAUGGAUCGAGCUGGUUUAGAAUAGAAUACACCACAUAUUAUAUAAAUGAUCUGACCAUUUUGCUGGCUUUCAGUGCAUUCCUGUGGUUUUUAACUACAUACUGAGAAAAACAUAUUCCCACAUCGAGACUCUUUGGAAUACAUUUUAUCCCCUGAUCGCUAGUUUUGGCUUAUGGCUCAAUGGGAACAGUCUUCUCUAUAUCUAUGUACAAUCCACUCAACCUUAAAGAAAUCUCUUAUGCUGACUUGACAUGUUGUAUUCAUUAUGCAGUAAAACAGUCAAACUCUUUCUAUUUUCCUGAUGGUUGGCCUUUCUAAUUUCUGACCAAA
Molecule: messenger RNA, 1628 nt
Organism: Stegostoma tigrinum
Lineage: Eukaryota; Metazoa; Chordata; Chondrichthyes; Orectolobiformes; Stegostomatidae
Product: probable G-protein coupled receptor 139
Exons: 2
Coding region: 43-1020 (325 amino acids)
Biological process (GO): G protein-coupled receptor signaling pathway
Cellular component (GO): membrane
Molecular function (GO): G protein-coupled receptor activity
Source: RefSeq, a predicted model, not a curated record